Messenger RNA from Cornus florida, 930 nucleotides. RefSeq names its product F-box/LRR-repeat protein At3g59200-like. The coding region runs from base 1 to 930 and encodes 309 amino acids. The transcript is spliced from 2 exons. Gene Ontology annotation, molecular function: protein binding. The record is from RefSeq and is a predicted model, not a curated record. NCBI's taxonomy places the organism in Eukaryota, Viridiplantae, Streptophyta, Magnoliopsida, Cornales, Cornaceae.
AUGGUUCCAGGGGAGGGGCAUGCAGGAGCACAGGAUGAAACCUCUUCAGAGUUCAGGCAGGUCAACUCAGUUGAGUGUGAGGAGCUUGUCGCUAGUCGAGGACUUGACUAUGAAGAAGGGAGUUGGCCAUCUCUGCACAAACUAGUCGGGAGCUGGAGCCGUUCCCCUGAUGAGACCAAGCAGAUGGGUUCAAUUUUGGAAAGCGGGUGGGUGCAUUCUGAGGAAGUGAAUGUGGGAGGUUAUAAAGACAUGAUUAGUAACUUACCAACAUGUCUUAUUGGCCAUAUCCUAUCUUUUCUUCCAACAAAGAAUGCAGUGGCAACUAGUGUCUUGUCAACCAAAUGGAAGUACCUCUGGACCUCAAUCACUAAUCUAGACUUUGAUGAUGGAUUGCUAUAUGCAUCGGCAACUCCUUGGAAGGGUAACGAACAAAGACAAAGUUUAGUGGAAAAGAGCUUCGUAAAUUUUGUCUACCAUGUACGUUCACGUAACGUAUCAAAUUUGCAUAAAUUCCGUCUGAGAUGUACUCGGAGUUAUGAUGUUUCACAUGUUAAUGCAUGGGUUUCAACGGCACUAUCACGUAAUCCUCGUGAACUUCAUCUUUCAAAAACAGGGAGUCUGCCUCAUGAGCUUUUUACUUUGGUUUGUCUACAGAGUCUUAAAAUCCUUGUCAUUGAUUCACUUAAAUUUUCGGAUGAUGACUCAUUCUAUAGGCUCUUUUCUAGCUGCCCUGUACUCGAAGAUUUGUCCAUAGAAAAUUGUGAUUUGGGAAAUAUCAGUGUUUUUAACAUUUCUGCCCCCAAUCUCAAGAGUUUAACCAUGAAUUGCGGGACUUGGUUGAAUGAAACUUGUUCCCAUACUUCGAAGUACAAGAUUGUGCUUAAUACACCAAAUCUUCAAGACCCCAAAUACAAAGACGCUAUAGCAUAA